Scleropages formosus (Asian bonytongue) is the source of this 916-nucleotide messenger RNA. It is a transcript of the gene c1d, whose product is annotated as C1D nuclear receptor corepressor. The record is from RefSeq and is a predicted model, not a curated record. The transcript has 5 exons. Gene Ontology annotation, biological process: maturation of 5.8S rRNA; regulation of gene expression. Bases 245 to 670 code for a protein of 141 amino acids. Gene Ontology annotation, cellular component: nucleolus; exosome (RNase complex). NCBI's taxonomy places the organism in Eukaryota, Metazoa, Chordata, Actinopteri, Osteoglossiformes, Osteoglossidae. Gene Ontology annotation, molecular function: DNA binding; RNA binding.
CUUGGAAGUAUUUUCUCCCGAAACGUGCUGGACGGAGUUUAGUUGGUGUUGUAGUAGUAAGCUUGAUAGCUUGUCUUUUUUUUAUUUUUAUUUUUAUUUUUAUUUUUUAUUGAAACACGAGGAUUUAAGCUACGCUCGUUACACCACAAAAGUGUGUUUUGUUCUUCAGGUGUUACUGUGGUCUUCUGAAAUUAUCCUGCUGUCGCACACAGGCAGGCCCUGGCCCUGUGCUCCUGCCAAGACGAUGGCCCACGAAGAAGGCCCCGGUGAAGAUGUCCCCACGGAGAUUGAGGAGUACCUCACCGAGUUUGACUCAUCCGUGGACGCGGUGAACGCCAUGGUCAAGACCCUGGUGUCUGUGUCCAGGAACGAGCUCCUUGGCAAACUGGAUCCCCUGGAACAGGCCAAACUGGACCUUAUGUCUGCAUAUGCCCUGAACUCGCUCUACUGGACGUACCUGGUGACCCAGGGGGUGAACCCGAAGGAGCACGGAGUGAAGCAGGAGCUGGAGAGAAUCAGGACAUACAUGAACAAAGUGCGCGAGAUCACAGACAGGAAAAAGGCGGCUCGGCUGGACAAAGAGGCCGCGGCGCGGUUCCUGCGCAGUGCAUUGUGGGAAGCGGACGAGGAGAAGGUUCAGCCAGAAAGCAAGCGAAAGAAAUGCAGCUGAGUGACGAACCUGGUAGCUGGUUGUUCAGCAGAGCGAAGAGCUUCCCGGCCGAUCACAUUGGGACAAUUAACCAGAACGAUCAGCCCAACUGUGUUGUCGGAGGGUGAUGCUGAAUUUUUUUUUAACUGAGUUUUAGGAUUUUUUUAUUAAAGUACAAUAGUUGACUCUUUUCCGUUGUGGAAGAACAAAAUAUUGUUUGUUUGAAACAAAUGAUUAAAAAUGAUUUUCUUCACUUGACCUUGUCUG